Molecule: messenger RNA, 609 nt
Organism: Microthlaspi erraticum
Lineage: Eukaryota; Viridiplantae; Streptophyta; Magnoliopsida; Brassicales; Brassicaceae
Source: the annotation of a GenBank genome assembly
AUGGAGACUGAAACACCACUUUUGGCCGAGGCCAUUGCCAUCACCGAAAAGAAAGUCGCCAUGGCUUUAGAUGAUAUUAUCAAGCAGUCAAAGAGAAAUAGCAGUAGGAAUAAGGGCAAAAGAUCAAGGAGACAAAAGAACAAAAACCAAAACUUCAAUGGUGCAGCGAAUAAUAAUACCUCUAAAGUGCGGCAUUAUGUGAACUCACUUUCUGCAGUUAAACAGGGUGCUGUUGCUAAGAGAAGGUCUAAUUUCCAAGGAAAUCAGUAUCCUGUUACAGCAAACAUUGCUCAUAAAGCUGCUACUGCUCCUCCGCUCAGUGUUCGUGGUAGAGCUUUUAAUGCGGGAAGGAUGACGAGUGCCAAUCAGUCAAGGCUUCUUGCUCCACCAGCUCAGAAUAUUUCUGUACACGCUAGAUUCACCACGAAGAGGCAUGAAGUAGAUCAGAAAGUAGAAAACGGAGGAGGAGGGAAGAGGAAGAAGACACUGGAUUCUCGGUUUGCAAGCAUCAAACAGCAGAGAAAGAGUAACAACAACAACAACUAUGGCGUUGGGGUGCAUUUUCCAAGGUUGCCACCAUGGGCUAGAGCAACAAGAUUUACCUACUGA